Blastocystis hominis is the source of this 936-nucleotide messenger RNA. RefSeq lists its product as hypothetical. Gene Ontology annotation, biological process: protein folding. The transcript is spliced from 6 exons. Gene Ontology annotation, molecular function: protein disulfide isomerase activity. Lineage: Eukaryota; Bigyra; Opalinata; Blastocystidae. Bases 1 to 936 code for a protein of 311 amino acids. Gene Ontology annotation, cellular component: endoplasmic reticulum. The record is from RefSeq and is a predicted model, not a curated record.
AUGCUCCCCGAAAUCCGCCUCUUCAACAACUCCCACACUCCCUUCGACGGAAAAAUCCUCGAUUUCCGCCGUCGCGAGGGCAUCGACAGCUACCUCAACCGCUACCUCGGGACGUUCCUCCGCUCCGCGGGCGGGCUGAACGAGAAAUACGGGCGCGACGACAUGCUGGACGUGCUGGCGCACAGCUUCAUGGAGGAGAACUCGAUGGCGAACUACAAGCGCGUGAUGAAGCAGGUGUUGAAGGCGAAGCAGAAUCACCCGGCAAGCUUCCGGUACUACAAAAUCAUGAAAAACGUGGCGAAAUCGGGACCGGAUUUCGUCGUCGAGGAACGGCAACGAGUCCAGACCGCCAUCGAGGCCGUCGACGAGGACUCCAAGGAGUACGCCAAGCUCCGGGCCAUGCAGAACGUGCUGACGCAGUUUGAGCGCGUGGAGAUUACGCCGCACACGGUGGUUUCGCUGACGCAGGAUUCGUUCGAUUUCGUGGUGAACGGGAAGCGGAAUGUGAUGGUGAAGUUCUUUGCGCCGUGGUGUGGACAUUGCAGAGCGCUGGCGCCGAUUUAUGAGGAGCUUGCAACGGUCGCGUUUGAUGGAGUCGUGAUCGCAGAAAUCGAUGCAGACCAUUAUAAGGACAUCGGUGAUAAGUAUGAUGUGCGCGGGUAUCCGACGUUGUUGUGGUUUGCGAAGGGAGAAGACCCGCUCAUGCCCAAGAUGGUGGAUUCGGCGAGAACGGUGGAUUCGCUUAUGGGAUAUAUGGAGGAACAGCUGAAGAUUAGCGGGGAUUGGGUGGAACCGGUGAAAAAGGAGGAAGAGGAGCAGGAUGGAGAGGAAGAGGAGCAAGAUGAGGGUAAAAAGCAGCAAGAGCAGGAGCAGGAGCAGGAGAAAAAGGAAAAAGAAACGGGGGUUGAAGAGGAAAACGCGAAUGAGGAAUUGUGA